AUGGUUCGUGUUAUAAUAAAAGGUGGUGUUUGGCGAAACACUGAGGAUGAAAUCCUCAAAGCAGCUAUUAUGAAAUAUGGAAAGAAUCAGUGGAGUCGUAUUGCAUCACUUCUUCACAGAAAGUCAGCAAAACAGUGCAAGGCGCGAUGGUAUGAAUGGUUGGAUCCAGGGAUCAAGAAAACAGAGUGGUCACGUGAUGAAGAUGAAAAACUUCUGCAUCUUGCGAAGCUUAUGCCAACUCAGUGGCGUACAAUCGCACCAAUAGUUGGUAGAACAGCGGCUCAAUGUUUAGAACGUUAUGAACACCUUUUAGAUGAAGCGCAAAAGAAGGCCGAGAAUCUCGAUGACAGUGAGGAUCUCGGUGACGCUCGAAAAUUGAAGCCUGGAGAGAUUGAUCCAACUCCUGAGACAAAGCCAGCACGUCCAGACCCUGUAGAUAUGGAUGAAGACGAGCUUGAAAUGUUGUCUGAGGCUCGCGCAAGGCUUGCAAACACCCAGGGCAAAAAGGCAAAACGCAAAGCUCGUGAGAAGCAACUUUCUGAAGCUCGGCGAUUGGCUUCUCUACAGAAACGUCGUGAGCUUCGAGCUGCCGGUAUUGCGUGGGGAAGUCACAAGUUUCAGAGACGGAAUCCACUGCACAUAGAUUAUAAUGCCGAGAUUCCUUUUGAAAAGCCUGUGCCGCCUGGGUUUUACGAUCCAAGCGAAGAUAAAUUUGAGAAAAAUACGACGUUUAAAAAGGUAACUCGGGCGGAGUUGGAAGGACCUAGAAGAGAUGAUGUUGAAAACGAAGGGAGAAAAAGAGACAAGGAGUUACUGAAAAAGCGCAGAUCGGAGGAAACACCGGAAUCCAUAUUUUCUAAAAAAACUGAGAAGAAACGGUCAAAACUUGUUCUUCCAGCUCCACAAAUUUCUGAGAAAGAAAUGGAAGAAAUUAUAAAAAUUGGACAAGCAACUGAAUCAGUUAAAGAAAUGAGCGAUGAAAAUCCUACCAGCAUGCUUCUUCAUGACUAUCAAAACGUUGCUGCAAAUAGCGUCCGUACUGCGCGAACUCCAAUGAUUCAUGCUGACGUCAUACAAAAGGAAGCAGAAAACCUUCUAGCGUUGCACAAUGUUCCUACACCUUUGAAAGGGGGCAUUAAUACACCAUUGCACGAUUUCAACAUGCAGUCAGCACUUCCUCAACAACUAGUAGCUCAGACACCUAAUACCGUGAUAGGAGGCAUUGCUGCCACUCCGCGCUCGACUUUAGCUGAUGAAUUUACAGGAAGUGUAAGAAGCAGCGAACCGGGUACACCUGCGACACCGUUCAGAGACCAGUUAAAUAUCAAUACUGCACAAUCAGCUUUGGAUAACAGGAAACAGUUACGGGAUGCGCUUAGCCAGUUGCCAGCUCCACGGAAUGAUUAUGAAAUAGUUGCCCCAGAAGAAGAUUUCAGUGAACUUCCUGAUGAAAUGCAGACGUCUGAGUGGGUUGAAGAUGCUAGUGAAGUUGAUGCUCGUACGGCGGAAGAACGUGAAAGAGCGCGUUUGUUGCAAUUUAAGAAGGAGUCACAUGCGAGGCAACGUAAUUUACCUAUCCCAACGGCAGUCAAUGAGUUAUCCUUCAGAACGACUGGAGGCAAAACUGAUUUCAACAAGUUCUUUCAACUUAGUAAUUGUUUGAAUUAUCAGGCUGAUGACCUUGUCAAGUUAGAGAUGUCCAAGAUGUUGGCCCAUGAUGUUAAUAAUGAGCCAGUUGAGGAUUUCAGUUUAGAGGAACUUGAAGAUGCUGCGAAACUAAUCGAAAAUGAAUUGAGGCCUGAGGAACGUGUUAAACUUGAUACGAAUUUGUGGAGUGUUAUUGAGCAAUGUUCAUCAGAACUGAUCUUGUCGCAGAACAAGUUCACUAGGCUUGGGGUCUUGCCAAAAAAAGAUCAAAUUGAGGCGCUGUCAGCAAGAUUUAAUAUCUUACGUGACUGGAUGACCACGAGGGCAAAGAAAACUGCAAAAAUUGAGAAGCGUUUAAAAAUUAAGCUUGCCGGUUAUCAAAACAUAGCUCAGAACCUCAAAAAAGCUAUUAAUGAAGUACGCACGGAAAUUGAUGCUUGUGUAAGGGAGAAAAAUACUUUUACGUUACUAGAGCAACGCGAAGCUGUAUCCAUUAAUAAAAGGCUAUCAAAACUUACUGAAGAAGUUGAGCAGCAGGAGAAACGUGAAGGAGAGCUGCAAGGUUUAUAUGGAAAAUUGUUGCAAGAUAAGUGGGAAAUUGAUCAGGUUUUUGUCAGAGAAAGUGCAACGAUUGCUGCGCAGCCCGUUACUUACUGA
Messenger RNA from Enterobius vermicularis (human pinworm), 2304 nucleotides. NCBI's taxonomy places the organism in Eukaryota, Metazoa, Nematoda, Chromadorea, Rhabditida, Oxyuridae. The record is from the annotation of a GenBank genome assembly.